CUUCGCCUGCUGCUGCCCGCGGACGCCACGAUGCCGCCUCUCCGCCUGCUCCUGGCGCUGCUGCUGCUGCUGGGCUGCGCCUCCGCGCAAUCGCCGUCCGCCGAGCAGCGCUGCUUCUGCCAGGUCACUGGCCAUUUAGACGAUUGUACUUGUGAUGUUGAGACGAUUGACAGCUACAACAACUACAAGAUUUUCCCCAGCCUGCAGAAACUUCUAGAAAAUGAUUAUUUCAGAUAUUACAAGGUAAACCUAAAGAAGCCAUGUCCUUUUUGGAGCGACAGCAGUCACUGUGGAAUUCGAGAUUGUGCCGUUAAGCCAUGUCCAUCUGAUGAGGUCCCAGGUGGAAUUAGAUCCGAGAGUUAUAAGUAUUCAAGAGAAGCUGCCACCUUCGUUGAAGACUGUGAAGAAGCAGAGAGACUUGGAGCGGUCGAUGAAUCUUUGAGCAAGGAGACCGCGGAGGCUGUGCUCCGGUGGACCCGGCACGACGAUUCUUCGGACAGCUUUUGCGAAGUUGAUGAUAUCCAGUCCCCUGAAGCAGAGUACGUGGAUCUGCUUCUCAAUCCGGAGCGCUACACUGGCUACAAAGGCCCUGAGGCUUGGAAGAUUUGGAACAGCAUUUACGAAGAGAACUGCUUCAAGCCACAGUCCAUCAAAAGGCCUUUGAAUCCAUUAGCUUCUGGCAGAGCAGCAGCAGCAGGAGAAAAUGAAGGGAAUAUGUUCUACAGCUGGCUGCAAGGCCUCUGUGUGGAGAAGAGGGCCUUUUACAAGCUCAUUUCCGGUCUCCAUGCAAGCAUCAACAUUCAUCUCAGCGCCCGGUACCUUUUGCGAGAUACCUGGGCGGAGAAGCAAUGGGGACACAACGUUACCGAGUUCCAGCAGCGCUUUGAUGAAGUCCUGACUCAAGGCGAGGGCCCCAGGAGGCUCAAGAACCUGUAUUUCAUCUACCUCAUUGAGUUACGGGCCCUGUCCAAAGUCCUGCCUUUCUUCGACCGGCCCGAUUUCCAGUUGUUCACGGGAGACAAACGUCGAGAUGAAGAAACCAAGAGUCUCCUCCUGGAAAUUCUCCAUUUAACCAAAGCUUUCCCUUUGCACUUGGAUGAAAAUUCAUUUUUUGCUGGAAACCCAAGAGAAGCUGCCAAAUUAAAGGAAGAAUUUAGGCACCACUUUAGGAACAUUUCAAGGAUUAUGGACUGCGUAGGAUGCUUUAAAUGUCGCCUUUGGGGGAAGUUGCAAACUCAGGGCUUGGGGACAGCUCUGAAAAUCCUGUUUUCUGAAAGCCUGAUAGAAAACAUGCCCGAAAGAGGCCCUUCACACAAAUUCCAUCUAACCAGGCAGGAAAUCGUGUCCCUCUUCAAUGCGUUUGGAAGGAUUUCGACAAGCGUUAAGGAGCUGGAAAAUUUCAGGGACCUUUUACGGCCCCUCCAGUGAAAUGGCUUCUGAUAAAGACUGGCACCUCUUGUUCGAUGGAGAACGAGGCUCAGAGAGGUUUCUGCUGACGUUGGCGCCAGGCUGCCCUUCUCCCUUGCAAGAAGGGCCGGGCCAGUGUGGCUUCAAGCGUUCUAACCACACUUUCCAGCUUGCAAGUUUGUACGUGGCUCUGUGGCAGCUGAAACUCCCGUGCGAGACGAAUCUUCCAGGGCAGAGAUAGGCAGCCCUUGACCUCGGCCUUUUCUCUUGUGUUGGUUUGUUUAUUUACUAAAAUCCCUGUGAUCCUCCAAAAUGUCCUUGUUUUAACAGAAUCUCCUAACUGAAAUUAGUUUUGCCUUCCCUCUUAAGUCAUCCUCAGUUCUCACACUCAUCUAAGACCCUCAGGCGUGCCUUGCUGGACAUCUCUGGUCCAGCAUUCAUUACAGGAUUCCCAGCGGUCGCCCAGUGCUUUCCCAGUUGGCCACUAUCAUCUAUCCACCGCAGUUCUAACCGGUGAAGUGGACCUUCCGCUGCUGAGCUCCUGUUGAAGCCUCCCUUAUGACCACUGGGUGACCCAGUGCCUUGCCCAGACACCAAGGAACCCAAGACACCACUGACCACCGCCCAGACACCAAGGAACCCAAGAAAAGCGUCGCUCUUAGAGAAGAGAUUCUUGGGAGGUAUCAACCGGGGCACCAUUUCUAGCUACUGCUUCAGCCCCCGACACCUGGCCGGCCAGGGGUAGUAGGGAUGAUUGGUUUACUUCUGGCCAAUGAGAUAUUUCCUUCUGGUGGCAACAAUGAUGCUAAUGAGCAGAACCAUUUCCUAAGAGGUGCUGCACUCGUUACGGCCCAGAAAUUGGGAAUAAGUCACGCAAUCCCGUACUUCCAGUUCCUCUCGGAUGCAAAUUUAGCCUUACGCAUGGUGGUCGUUCAGUUCUUUGCUCCCCCCUCCCCCCUGGAAGAUACUCAAGGUGGUUAAUGACUCAGGUCUCCACUGACCUUAACCUGGUUCUCUGUUCCCCCGUGUUUUGCAAACAUACUUCAAAUUCUGAAUGAGCAGGAAAUGUGGGUAGCAUUAACUGUGGUUAACAGCCAGUGUUGCAAAAGUAGGCUUUGAUCACAGUUGGCUGCAGUGAGAGCAGUCAGGCCAGGGAGGGGUUGAUAGGGCAGAGGAUGUAUGUGAUCAUGUGGGCAACCGGCGAUCUCGCAACCCUGGCUAAGGAGAGUGGCCAACGUUAUAUCUGCCGCAGCGAUCAAAGCUAAGAUCGUUGCAAAUGCCUUGAUAUCUGCUCAUCGCCUCUUAUGGAUCAGGUGCCCUCUUUGUUUUCUAGUGGUCUCCAGAACAAUCUUUCCCAUUCGGCAGGCUGGGGAUGAUGAAAGUUGUAGUCCAUCACAUGUGGAGGGCACCAGGUGGGGGGAAGUUACAGAAACUCAGGCUUUGGGAGCAAAUUUGGCCAACGUCUGGGAUUCCCCUAUUCCCCAUGAAUGCCUUUCUUAAAUACAGACAGGAAGACCUUUAAGCAAAAAUAUGCUGGUCUUUUCGAUAUUUUUGAUAAACGAAUCAUUCUGGCCCUUUUGCCUAUCCCCCACCCCCGGGGAUGGAGCCCUUCUCCAAAAUGGAAUCCCGCCGUCAAGCCGAAAGGACUGCUCUUGCGGAUAGUUUGUAACUGGAUUCCAUUCCCAGCCCCUCUAUCUAUUUCACCCAUCCCAGAUCUGGGUGGGUUUGCCAGCGCCUGCACAGAGCGUAUAAUUCUAUGCGCGCAGGAUUGAGCUGUGAACUGCAAAGAAAAUAUUUUCUUUGCGGUUAAGGAAGGGAUGAGAUGGGUUUAAAUCAGAUUUCCUUAAUUUAACCAAGAAAGGGAAAAAAGUUACUGUUCCUGCAAAA
Messenger RNA from Elgaria multicarinata webbii, 3294 nucleotides. RefSeq names its product endoplasmic reticulum oxidoreductase 1 alpha (gene ERO1A). Gene Ontology annotation, biological process: protein folding in endoplasmic reticulum. The transcript is spliced from 16 exons. Bases 31 to 1428 code for a protein of 465 amino acids. Gene Ontology annotation, molecular function: FAD binding; protein-disulfide reductase activity; thiol oxidase activity. Lineage: Eukaryota; Metazoa; Chordata; Lepidosauria; Squamata; Anguidae. The record is from RefSeq and is a predicted model, not a curated record. Gene Ontology annotation, cellular component: endoplasmic reticulum membrane; endoplasmic reticulum.